Molecule: messenger RNA, 12265 nt
Organism: Porites lobata
Lineage: Eukaryota; Metazoa; Cnidaria; Anthozoa; Scleractinia; Poritidae
Source: the annotation of a GenBank genome assembly
GGUUCGUAGGUUUAAACAUGGCGGAUAAAAUUUAUUUUUCAGAGCGAUCAGGGAAUGAAUCGAACGCCUUGUAGGUAAAGAAAUGGCUGAAAAAUUCUACGCAGUAGUGAUUUCUGCGUUGGCUGCCAUUCUGGUUCGAUGGUGUGUGUCUCUCAGUCCAUAUUCAGGUAAGAUAUGGCUUGAAAGGCGGAUGAAAAGCAGCUUGUUCAAAGAGAAAUCUGGUUCUUAACCGGAUGUUUGCUUGGUCGACUCUCUAGGAAAAGGAAAGCCACCGAUGUUUGGAGAUUACGAAGCGCAGAGACACUGGAUGGAAAUAACUUAUAAUCUACCAGUUGAUGAAUGGUAAGGUGCUGAAGAAAUUAUUGCGUAUCAGGCCAUAUUUUGCCCUAAGUUAAUUAUAGCCUCAAUUAAGCCUCCUGCCUCUAGAAAAGCCCCCACCCCUUCCCCCUCAAAGGAGUUUGAAAUAAAUACCCCCCCGGGGGGCCUGAAUAGAGGAUUUACAGAAUGUGUGACAGCUGUCAAACUGCUUUGACCAGUAGACCAAUUCAUGGAGCAUGCCAUGUGUUACGCCUGUGAGUAGCACAGUAAUGGGUGUACAAAAUUCUGUUGAAAACCCUGGUUGGUAAUCAAGCGUACCAUAGUCGCUAUACACACACACUAUAAGUAGGCAUUUUAAUAAAAUACUGAUGAUCUCUUCAUUCUCGAGAUUAUCCUUGUCAUUGAUAUGUAGACCUUAAAACCAUUCCACUUGAAUCCCUACUAUUUAUGAAAGAGGAUGGGGAUGGAGGGGGUGCAUAUUUAACAUCAUGGCCUAGGGGAUGGGCGCUUAUUCUGGUAAUUUGCUUGAUGUUAAUCUUCAGGUACAAUAACACCACAAACAAUGACUUGAUGUAUUGGGGCCUGGAUUAUCCACCAUUAACUGCCUAUCACAGCUGGAUUUGUGGGUUCAUGUGAGUGCUAUCUGAACAAUAAAUUAAAAUGCUUCAUUGCAAGGUUUACAGCUAUUCCAAAAUGGCGACAACUUUAUUUUUCUUUUACAUUCAAGUAAAUUAGCCCUGCAUGCCUCAAUUCCACCUAGAAAUUCUUUUGAAUUCUGAAGAUGCUAUGGAGGCAUCGAGGGCCAAUUAACAUAACUAUAAAAGAAUAAUAAAAUUGUCCCUAUUUUGGAAUAAGGUGUAUAUCAGUAAAUGACCAUGGCUCAACAGUAAUGAGGAUGUUGUCAAAGAAAAAUUCCUGGUGUGCUCUAAGAAAAGGUCUGGGUGCCCUAUUAGAAGGGGGCGUCAGGGUCUAUAAAAAAACUGAAAAACUGCUCUAAAAAUUACCCAAAACCGAAAAACCACGACAGACUUCGAUCCAAACUGAAAACCGAAUACAAAACCAUCAAAAUGGAAGAUUUAUAAAGCUCAAUUUUCAAAACCCUAGUCUAGAUCUCAAACGGUGGUGAUAUAUUGUGGAACAUAUGGACUAAAAUGGUAAAAUAAUACUAGAACAGCUCUCCAAAAAAUAUGUCGGCCGUCUGUCGGAAGACUGUCGAUUGACCUAUUGUCCUUUCUUUGAAUUUGAAAACCCUUUUUACUGGUAGUCAUUAUGUCCCUAACUUUAUUAAUAUAGUAUAGGAUUUACGUUUUUUGACCAUCUCUUUCAGAGCAAACAAGAUAAAUCCAAACUGGAUUGCACUUAACAAAUCUAGGGGGCAUGAAAGUCAUGAACAUAAGUUAUUUAUGAGAUACACAGGUAGAAUUUUUUUUUUCAAAUCCAGUAUGUAGUUUGACUGUUCACAGUCCCUUAUUUUUUUGUAAGAUCAUUGGGAUAGCACCUAACUUUAUGGGCAGCAGCUUUGGCUUCAAAUGUGUUGACUGAGUUAAGGGGGGUGGUCAUCCAGACCCUUAGAUAAGAGGGGGAAAGGCAUUCUCCAAACAAAUUUUUCAGCCCUUCAGACCUUGGUUUGGUCUAAAAACCAUAAGGAGGAGGGGGGAGGCCCCCCAGGCCCCUCCCCUGGAACCGCCACUGCCCUGUUCACCCCUUCAGUAUGUGUAAAACUAUAAAGACGGCUGCCGGUAAUGGAGAGCACUCAUUCUCAAUGAUCUUACGAGAAAAUAGGGGACCUUGAACAGUCCAGUAAGUUGUAUUAUUAUGGACAUUUAGCACAAAGAACGUCACUACAGCAACAAGAUUUGGAAAUUGUUCCUAUUUAUGGUAUUUUUUGCUUUGAUCUUGUUAAAAGGAUUUGGUUUUUGGAAGCCAAGGUACCGUAAAAUUCUGAAAAUAAGCCCCUCCAAAUAUAAGACCCCCAAACCGGUAACGUAAAAAACCCUCCGUUAAAUCGCCCCUCCAAAUAUAAGCCCCCCGAGGGCUUGUACGUGGAAAAUUGCCCUCAAAUACAGAGUAAAACAAAGCUAAAACGGUAAAUUUACUUCCAACUAUAAGGCUAGCCCAAUUGAUUUUGAAACGCAAAUAUCCCUCCAUAGAUAAGCCCCUCCGUAUAUAAGCCCCUCAAAAAGGGCCUUUGAAAAAUAUAAGCCCCGCGGCUUAUUUUCGGAAUUUUACGGCCAAUCGCAUUACAGUAUGACGUCAAAGCUAAGUAUCGGUUGAUUUGUAGAAAGUUCUCGGGAGUUUGCUCAACCAACCAAAAGCCACGUGCAUUUGUAUCUGUUCGAUAAACCAAUCAAAUCACUCUAUUUCCGUCCAUUCGUUGUUUCUGUUUUGCUCGCAUGUUUUCAUUUCAAAGUCAUAUGAAAAUCGCUCUAUCGGUAUAAAACUUGCCUGCACCUUUUGGUUUUAUCAAGUUACUUGACAGUAGGUCUGGGUAAACUACAGCGUGACUCCAGUGAUUUUGUUACCUCUGUGUCCUGGGUCCCUGAUGCAUAAAAAUCCUCAAAGGCGCAAAUAAUUCAUGGCAUGCAUCCCAUAGGACGCAAAGAUCGAUCGAUUGAUCUGAACAUGAUUGUGUAUUUGUAGUUCUAAAUGUCCCAUUCGUGUAAUUUCUGUGGUAGUUAUUAUUAAUAAUGGCUGUUGUUUAACUAUGCAUUAUUUCUUUUAGCCUUUGUUGUGCUUUAAAAUAGAAGAACUAUAUUUUAAUUUCAGUAUACUGUAAUACAGAGUUUUGGAGUCUGUCCUCAGAUGAACUUUUUGGUUACGCAAAGGCCCAAGCAUUUCCAAUUUCGGACUCAUUACUUCAGCUAAUCAAAUGGAUAUUUCUUUGAUUAUUUUAACAGUGUUGGUUGCUGAUGUACUAGUAUACAUUCCUGCAGUCUUUCAGUUCUCAUUUCUUUGUUUGGGAAGAAAACCUGCUUUAAAUAAGGUAAAAAAAGAUAACCAUGAUAAAGGUAUCUUUUUGAAAUCAAUACAGCAUUGAUUUUGUUUGGAAGUUAGCUAGUCUUCUGUAGCCUGCAUUAGCAGAUUCGCUUUUUGGCUUUUGUUUCACAUGCCCCAUGGAGAGAAGCUACAAACAGAAAUACAGCUGCCCUCACAGACUAAACAUCCUUUUCAUUCAUCCUGCGGCAGGAAUAGGUCAGUUGGUAGAGCACCUGAUAGAGGAGCGGGAGGUUGUGGGUUCGAUUCCCGGGGCCGUACCAACUCUCAGGGUCUUAAAAUAACUGAGAAAUGAAGGUACUGCCUUUGCACUGCAAAUGGCUAGACCUUUGCGUGGCUCAGAUGACCAUGUAAGAUGGCAGCCCCGUCCCCAGUAGGAGAUGUAAUAAUACUGUCCCCAAUUAGUACUUUCGUGCUAAAUACAUUGACGCUGAAAUAAAGUGCAUUUUAUGUGAUUGUAUAGAUCUAGAAGAAGGACAGUUUUUUGUCGACUAGACCCAGACCUCUUGGUUGGCCAAUACAUUCGAAAUCAUAGAAUCAAGAGACAUAUACUACACCUGAUGUAAGAAAUGGCUGGUGAAACAUAAAUAUGACAAGAAAACCUCAACGCUACUAGAGUUUGUUUCUGUGACUUUAAAAUGAAACAGUUCACUUUAUAAGGCAUAAAUGCACGCUGUAACUGGAAAGUAACGAAUAUAGGCCAUCACACACAUAGCCUGCGCCAGAAACAAAGUUAAAUUCUGGUCAAGUCCGUCUGUGAAACAGCACAGAAAACCUUGUUCUGGCCCCCACCUGUGUACAAGGAUUUGGGGACGUGACAUGAAUAAUAAAUUAUGUGGAAAAAAAACAACAAAAAAACAGUGCCCACCCCGUUCUUUCUUGUGGCCUUUACUUUCAAGCACCUGUCCCCAAACUUAUUGGGCGUCUUUUGUUGUUUCUUUGUUUGUUUUUAAUUGAGUGCUUCCUUACAUCCUCCAGGUUCUCAUUGCAUCUGCCAUUCUUUUUUAUCCGGGAUUAAUUCUCAUAGAUCAUGGACACUUUCAGUAUCCUUUAACGUUCUGUCAGCGGAAAGUUUUAAUUUAUAGUUUACUACAUCCUUCCUCGAAAUAUAAAGGUGGCGGUAGAACGCAAAAGAAGUAUAGUGAUAAGCAGAUUUUAAGCUAUUUUUUGUGCAAAUUUUGAAUUGAUAAUUGUGAAUUCUUUAAGUGCAGUGAAUUUGAAAUUUUUUUUUAUCACCACUCCAUUCUAUUACAGGGACUUACUUCACUUCCUCCUAGCCUGUGGCUAAGAUAUACUCUCUCAUGUAAAUGUGAAGAUUGCUUGUUUAUAUAGUUUGUGUUGAUACCGAUGUUAUGAUGAUGAGGAUGACGACGAUGACGACGAUGAUGAUAAUGAUGAUGAUGAUGAUGAUGAUGAUGAUGAUGAUGAUGAUGAUGAUGAUGAUGAUGAUAUGACGAUGAUGAUGAUGAUGAUGAUGACGAGGACGAUGAUGAUGAUGAUGACGAUGACGAUGACGAUGAUGAUGAUGACGAUGAUGAUGAUGACGACGGUGACGAUGAUGAUGAUGAUGAUGAUGAUGAUGAUGAUGAUGACGAUGAUGAUGAUGAUGACGAGGACGAUGAUGAUGAUGAUGAUGACGAUGAUGAUGAUGAUGAUGAUGAUGAUGAUGACGACGUUGAUGACGAGGAUGAUGAUGACGAUGAUGAUGAUGAUGAUGACGAUGAUGAUGAUGAUGACGAGGACGAUGAUGAUGAUGAUGAUGACGAUGACGAUGAUGAUGAUGAUGAUGAUCAUGACGACGUUGAUGACGAGGAUGAUGAUGACGAUGAUGAUGAUGAUGAUGGUGGUGGUGGUGCUAUGGAAGAGUUUGAUUUUGGCGUGGUUGAUGAUGUGGGUACUCGUCCACAAGCAAUACAGCUUCUAGAAAGCCGUCUGUGCAAGUGCCUGCUGCCCAGUAUGAUCACUCUAGUUAGUUUAUACCCUAGACCCUGUCGAUGCUCAUUGUAUACUAAUCCUUGACAAGUAACUUCAGAUAUAACGCCAUAAGUCUUGGUUUGGCAUUGUGGGGAGUGAUAGGGCUAGCGCGUGGUCAUGAUCUCCUGGGGUCAAUCGCGUACACACUGGCCUUAAACUACAAGCAGAUGGAACUUUAUCAUGCGUUUCCUUUCUUUUUCUAUUUAUUAGGGAAGUCCUUGCAAGAAAAAUCAUGGUAAGGUUUCCUUUUUUCUAAAAAUGUAAUUGUAAAUGCUCUGAUUAUAGCGAAUGUAAAACAGUUUUUCUUUGACUUAGCGACAAUGUAGCUUUCCUAUACUCCUAUGAUCGCAAGCAAAUAAUUUUAACAGUCCAAAUUAAACAUAGUCGUGGAAACAUGAUUGGAAUCUCACUUUUCGUGAGACGGACAAGUUAGCUAAUUGCAAGCGUGGAAAAUGAAUUAUCGAAUUACUACUUCCCAGCACGCCGGCCUCGUCCACACGUAUCCGGAUAUUUUUGAAAACUGAGAUUUUUUUCCUCCGUUUUAGCCUCCUGUCCGCACGUCAACGGCAUUUUCGGGCACCAGAAAUGCAGGUUUUCGAAAACGGUCCCCAGCGUGGAGUUUUUUGGAAAACGACCGCUGAUCGUUUUCACGCGGACGGACGGAAACGGAAGUUGUCUAAUCUGGCGAUGAUGUCAUACAUCAUAACGUGCAUGCCCUACAAGGUCUGCUAUCGUAUUUCCAUUUGUCUAGCGUUUUCGUGCGGAGAGACAAAAACGAUUCGAAUACGAUACGUGUGGACAAGGCCUUACAGUGUAGUUAAUUUUUUUUGCAGCAUUGAUUUCGUGACUCUUUCAAGAUGACCCUCUCAACCGAUUCCUUUGCAGGAUUUCAAGAAUAUUUAGCAUUGCCAAAUUAGGAAUUGUUGUUAUUGUGACGUUCAUUUUGUGGUAAGUUUACUUUCCGCAAUAUAUAAAAGGAAGAACAGUUCACUCUUUAGACUACAAAAUGGCAGUAGUUUUUGUCAUAAAACCAACUUAAGGGCCACUCGACGGACUGUCAAGCGAGCGAGAUGUGUUUUUCUCAUCAUCAGAACUUAAGCAUAAUUGUGGUGCACCAUAUUUAUCACUUUUGUUGUGGUUUUACUUUAAACAAAGCUACAACGGCCUAAGUAUGUACUAGAGUUGAAAUGUAACACAGUGUUCUCUAAAAUGGCCGCCUCACCAUGUCUUAUUUCUCUCUAGUUGGUUGCCGUUUUUGACUGGAGUUCCAGCGAUUUUGCAAGUUCUUCAUCGGCUCUUUCCAUUUGCAAGGGGUCUUUUUGAGGUACGUACGAAGACUCUGAAAAAUAGAUGCGUUACUUAGUAUUAUAUUUAAAAACUGCAUUUUAAACGCUUUCCAGUUGCUUUUUUCAUCAAUUGCUUUUUGCUGUUAUCGCUGCUGUCGUCGUUUUCGUUACAUCAUCUCCCUACCAAGCGAAGGCCCCGCUUUACAUACUCAGGUUUUCACUGUGCAUCUUUUACGAACACCGCCGAAAAGACGAACAUUUUAAACCCUCGAUUUUUGAAACGGCUCCUAUUAUAGCCAGCAUCGAGCCAGAAAAAUCCAUGUCUGCAUGUGCGAUGAAUACAUUUAAAACUUUUUUUUUUCUCCAGGACAAGGUUGCAAAUAUUUGGUGCUCCAUUUCAGUUCUCAUCAAAGUCAAAAGAGUUUUAACCCAAACACAGAUCAUUAAACUCAGGUUAGUGAUUGCCUUUUACGCGAGAGAAAGGUGGAUGUUGUGCCAAAGUGCACUAUGGGAGUUUAUUGGGACCCUUUUAUCCCUAAACGCCACUUUCACCUUUCCCAUAAUGCACCUUAUUUGCUCCCCAAAAUUUUGCAUAAGCAUUGUUUUCAGUUUCUCUUAGGACGGCUGUAAUAUCCAGGAGAAAUGGAAAAAAAAGGUUAUGCAGAAUUGGGGUGGACAAAUUAGGUGCAUUAUGGGAAAUGUGUAAGUGGCGUUUUACGAGGUUGUGCAGGAAAAUGGGUAAAAAUUCGUCCCCUACAACAGACCCACAACUUACUUUCCCUCUAUUUGUCAAGUCAAAUUGAGUAGCUCUUAUGUUAGCCUGCGUCGCACAUGUCAUCUAACCCCGGUUAGUAACGUCUGCGUCUCCUAUCCUUGUUCCGGGCCGUCAAAAGACUCAACGAAUUCCCCCGGAAAGCGUCACAAAUUUCCUUUCAUCUUGAUUGGUAAAUCAACAAUGGCAUUUUUAACAGGCCAAUCACGGCGCGUACUCAAAUCCUGGUACACAGGUGGGGGCCCAGAACAAGAAUUCCGGCGCUGUUUCGCAGACGAAGGUAACCUGGCCCCGUUUGUUCAAAUGAUGGAUAGUGCUAUCCACCGGAUAAAUCACUAUCCAAUUGAUAGAUAUUAGGGAAACCGAUUAUGUUAUCCAUUGGAUAGAGAUUUAUCCAUCGGAUAGCCCUAUCCACCUUUUGAACAACUGGGGCCAGAUGUUUAGUUCCGUCUACGGCACAGGUUACCGUUGUGCCCAAGCAUAAGGUAAAUGUAACUCAAUGCACAGUAGUUUAGGAUCAUCAUACGUUUCUGGGAAACUGCCCACCUACCCGUCCCCUAAGCCAACAUUAACACUUACCACUUACUUAGGGCAAAAUGUUGACUUAGGGGAGGGGUAGGUGGGAAGUUCCUUGAUGUUGCGGACGGGUGCGAUUAUCAUUAUACGUUUCUAGGAAACUGCCCACCUACCCCUCCCCUAAGCCAAGAUUUUGCCCAAAGUGAGAGUAAGUGUUAAUGUUGGCCUAGGGGAGGGGUAGGUGGGCAGUUUCCCAAAAACGUAGAAUGAUCCAAACAAAAGGGAGCCAACAAAUAGUCUCCGCAACAACAAGAAACACCCCAAUCCACGGUAAGCGUUCUGACUGGGAGGUGGCCUGCUCUAAUCUCAAAACAAAACAGGCGAAACAGCUGUGCACAUGCGUGAGGUUCUGUUCAGUCUGUGGGUUGGUGUACAUGUGUCACUUACUCAUUAGUUUGCCAUAAUCUAGCAGGGGUGAAAAUAAUAAAACGCUUGAUUGCAGUUCAGCCGCAGAGGAGGAAGGCAUUGUUGUAUUAUUAAGAACAAAUUGAACAAAUUAGGAAUUUUUCAUAGAAUUGCUUGGCAUCUAAUACUGUUUUUGUUCUGGGAUGUCCGCGCCCUCACUGCAAAUCUAACAUGAUAUUUUCUCCCCUAGCACGUGGUCCACAUUAACUGCUUGUUUACCUUCGUCCCUAAAUUUGUUGAGGAACCCGACAAUAGAUCGAUUUGUCCUGGCUCUGGUAAGGUAAUCGUUUAGCUGUAGUUAACGAUGUUAGUGCGGGGCGUUAAUUCGGGCAUUAAAUAUCUAGCCCUUCGUCAGAGCGAAUCACUCAGGCAAGGGAUGGCGCUCGAAACGUCAUUUACUCAAUCCCCUUGCGGUGACCAAUGUUACUUCAAAGUACGGUAAAAUGGGCAGCCAAAAACGUGCAUUUUGUUUUGCAACAAUGAUGCAAAACGGGUUGAAUUGCGAUGUUGCACGUUUUACCACCAACGAAUCAAACCUGCCUUGCAAAAAAUCAGGCUCGCAGGUACGCAGGCAGCCUGUGUAGAGACCCCCCCCCUCCCCUCAGAAAAAAAAUCGGAAAGAGUGACGUCCAUGAAUCGCCGUCGUUAACCGUGUUCCGGUAUACAUUUGCAUAAUUAUUAUUUUUUGUUUGCCUCUGACAACUGAAAAGGUGUUGUCUGAGGGAAGGGGGCGUCUGUAAACUAGCUACCCGCAGGUUGCUGUUGCAACGGAUAACAAGGAUGGACAUGGAUUCAACCUCGUUCCCAGGUUCUCUCUCCUACCCGUCGCGACGGAUAGGGGAGAACCCUGGGAACGAGGUUGAAUUCGCCCUGCCUUCGACUUUAUCGCCCUUAUUCUUGUUUAAUUCCCCAAAUGUUGGUAAUUUGUUUUGGAGAUGAAUUCUAAAGGACUGUAUCAAAGUUCAGGAAAAGAAAAGGAAAGUUGUCUUGUGUUCCCGUCCUCGACAAAGUGGGAAAUCCGGCACUUCACGUUGUUGUCGUGCAACGACGACUAAGAAAUACUUGUAUACAAAAAAGCGUGAUGCACGUGCAGAAUUGUUGUUGUUUUGCUAAUCUAACCCUAUUGCUUUUUUGUCGUUCUCGCUGCCGUCGCCGUCGUCUUUGCUUAAGCUCCCUAUCAUUGUAUUCGAAAACCUCCGUUUUCGUCCGUCCACAUGUAAACGAAAAGCCGGCGUUCUCAGAAAUCUCCGUUCUGGAUAGCGUUUUUGAAAAGAUCCGUUUCCGCUGACCGUUUUCACCGGAUAUAUGUAAGUGUUGAAUGGAAGAGUAAAUUAUCCGUGAAAAUAUCCGUUUUCGAGCCUAAGUCAGCCUGAGUAGCAAGCGUUUUCAAUCGAGUUAUUGCGCUCUCGUCCCAAUUUUUUCGACGAACUCGAACGGAAACGUUUGCUACGCAGGUUAGGCCUAAGUUAAAAGAAAGAUGCAGUGAAAGGGUAUUUAUGAUAAAAUUAUGCAUAGGCGUUAACCACAGAGUACGUUUAUUCUUUGUAAAUUUAGGUGAAUUCAUCUCUGGCGUUCUUCAUUUUCUCGUAUCAAGUACAUGAAAAGUCAAUUCUUUUAGCCGCACUGUAAGUAUUAAAUCUCUUAUACAAUGUUUUUGUAAAUAAUGUUCUCGUGGUUUAUUGCUCGCAAAAUACCACAAUGUUUUUGUAGUUACUAUUCUAGGACAUUGACUCAUUGCUCGCAAAAGGCUACCCAAGUAUCUUAAAAAAAAUCUGCAUUUUGAUGUAAGGAUCUUUUGAGCUUAGAAACCUAUCAAAGAUUGUUUUUCACUUUAUCAAGAAAGUAUUUGACGUUUCUGGUUUCAAGGUAAUGACGUCUUCCCUGCGUUUCACUAGCAGCGAAAGCAAAUGAGCGAGAAACCCCGUAAUCACUGUUUGGGUGCCGCUUGCUUAAAGUUGAAAUUGGAGGGCUACGGUGACAUACUCUCCCCAGGACUCCGCAUCCACCACCGCCGUAGCGAUUUUCUUAAAGUCUCCAAUCUCAUUUUUGGAGGAACAUAUUUUUGCUUUGUUAUGACGACUCAAGGACAUGUUUCCUAAGUGGUUUCUAUUUCCUUUUUUUUUUAUUGUUUGCCAUUACUUGUUAAAAAACAGUUCGAUGCUAAAAUCUCGUUUGUCCUGAUAUGAUUUUAUUGUUCAUCCAUCAGCCCUGUAUGCCUUCUUCUUCACUACAAGCCGUUUGAGUGUUCAUGGUUUUUAGUUAUCUCCACUUUCAGGUAGGUACAUGAAAGGUUAUUUUUAAGCGGCUUCAUGCGGUCUCCACAUUUGUUUUGUGAACCUUACGAUUUGACAACGCCGACGCCGGUGAAACCGUCACGGAAAACUGGCGUCCUUUCAAACCUUUUCUCGAUUAUUCCAACUUUUUCAUUCUUUUAAAAGUUGGGAAAUUAAGUUAAGCUGAAGAAAGAGGACCUCUUUCUAAGCUUAGAACGAUACAGUAAAAUGUCAUCUUCUCAAGAAAACUUAAAAUUGGUCAUUUAUUUUUACGUCGUAGUUUUGCAGGGAAGGCAAAGAAAUUUACUGAAGAGCGUGGCGCACGUGUAGAGUUGUUGUUUGGCUUAUUGCGUUUUUGACUUUCUCGUUUCCGUCACCGUCGUAGUUUCACAAGGUCCCUACUUUUCCCCCAAAAAAAACGCUGCCUUGUUCUCACUGCUCGUUAACGUUGGUCUGUUUGUAGUAUGUGGCCUUUGUUACUAAAGGAUGGCCUAGCUCUUCCUUACAUUUCCUGCAUGUUGUUGUUCUAUGCUGUUUCUUAUCACGUGUUUGAACUGCACAAGACCACAACACGAAAGCAAAGUUUGGUAAGUUUGGUAUUCUUGCCGUUUCUUAAGAUAUGAAACUUUCAAAAUUUUUAAUAAGCCUGUAAUUAACGUUCAGGUGUGAUCAAACAAGGUGUUGCUGCCUAAUAGUAUUUAUCGUGUGGUUUCCUUUUGAAGUUAGAAUCACUUUUUUGGUAAAAUAUUUUAUAGCACCUCAGUGAAUGUAAUUGGUGGCAAGUUAGCGUUUCAUUCACAGACUCAGAACUUAGAACCACCUUGUACCGCAUUAUAAACAGUACCACAGGAAAGUACUGCUCAACAGCUUUCAUUUGAAUGGUUACACUUUAGGAGCUCAUCCUUAGGCCCAAAAAUCAGAACCUCCUUGUACAGCAUAAAUGUCCUAACUACAGGGUUUUAUCGCUCAAUAGCUGUCCUCUCAGAACUCAGGCUUACACAAGUUUCAGGCGUACUUUUUAACUGACCUUUAGUUCAGUCAAUUUACCGUUAAAAAGACAUUCGGUGUAAUUGUUGCUCCACAUUGCUUUUGUUCCUAGUUUCUUUUGUCGGUACUGGGUGCCCUGUGCCUUCACACUGGUUCGGCUUUGGUCCAGCCCCCCAGACGUUACCCAGACCUUUGGCCGGUUCUCAUCUCGCUGUACUCUUGUUUACAUUUCCUAGGAUUUCUCUGUUAUUUCAAUUACCUUCAAUUUACUCUUGCAUUCAACGCUAAACCUGUGGCAGCUAAAGAGAAGAAGUCUUAAUAACGACAAAUUACAGCAAUCAUUUUUGAGUAGCUUAGUUAGAGCAUAUGUCUUAGGGGGUCAUUCCAAGACGCCUUUUUAGCGUUCUUACGAAGUGUGUGUCAAUAAGCUUUUUUAAGUCCCGCAUUAUGAAAAGUCCUGAUGAAACAGCAGAAGCAACAACAAAAAAACAAGAAACUUGUUUGCACAUAUCGACAUUCCAUGCCAGUCCUAUAAGCAUAGUCUGCGUCGCAGACGAAAUUUACUAAUCUCGGUUAGUAACGUCUGCAAAGCAGCGUCCUGAUUCUCAGACUCGUACCCAGUCGCUAUUUAAGUGUUUUUGGGCGCGAGAGAAGAUUGGGGAUUAGGUUGAGGCGCGCGC